Molecule: messenger RNA, 1034 nt
Organism: Rhinichthys klamathensis goyatoka
Lineage: Eukaryota; Metazoa; Chordata; Actinopteri; Cypriniformes; Leuciscidae
Gene: endouc
Product: endonuclease, polyU-specific C
Exons: 8
Coding region: 64-993 (309 amino acids)
Molecular function (GO): RNA endonuclease activity
Source: RefSeq, a predicted model, not a curated record
CAACAAAAGAGGAAAACUGCUCAAGCUCGCGUUCAUCUGUGCACGCGCAUCAUUGCAACAACCAUGCGCAGAGGGUAUGAUUGUGGAUGGAUCCUUGUGCUGUUGGCACUGUUUAAUUUCAGUGAUGCAGCAAGUCAAACUGUCAACCAGGAGCUUUCGAAUAUUUUCAAUGAGCUCUGGAAGCUGGAUGUGAAUCGCAUGAAGCCUGGAACUGAUUACAAUAUCACACUACAGGGCAAAGCUGGUUACAUAGCACAAGGAAGCACAAGUGCGGUAGACCAUGCCUCAUCCCCACUGUUUUCCAGUGUCGAUGAGGCCAAAUUGGACGGCAUUACCACUUAUGCACGUUUCAUGAAGCUUUUGGACAACUAUGAGAGGUCCACUGGUGUGGCAGAGAGGGUGACCGCUGAGGAGGUGACCGAAAAUAACUCCUUUCUGGAUGCUAUCUUAGAUACUGCAGUCAUGAAGCGUGCCCACCGGUACCUGAUCGGUAAGGGGAAAUCACGCUCAGAUCUGAGACAGUUUAAGAGUCAGUUGUACUACAUGUGGUUCCGCCUUUAUCAUAGAGACAGAAAUGGAGGGGAGGACUCCAGUGGAUUUGAGCAUGUGUUUGUUGGGGAAACCAAAUUUGGCAGAGAAAUCAUGGGUCUUCACAACUGGGUCCAGUUUUACCUGCAAGAGAAGCAGGAUCUUCUUGAUUACAAGGGCUACAAAGCCAGGGACAAUAAUGUGCCCGAUGACGAUGAUCAUGUCUUGAACGUGCAGUUCAGCUGGCAUGGUUUGGUCAAGCCAGUGGCCAGCGCCUUUGUUGGUGUGAGUCCUGAGUUCGAGAUGGCAAUCUUUACCAUCCUGUUCCUCACGUCCACUGAGAAGACCACCACAGCUGUGGUCAAUCUGGAUGAGUACCAGCUGGAGAUGGUGGUGCACAGACAUGGCCGCUCUAUUGGGACCGCUUAUCCCAAGCUGCUUAGCAGCAACAACAGACACGUAUAAAUCCCACAUGCUGUGUACUGACAAUAGCUUUUCAGGUUUUU